Medioppia subpectinata is the source of this 1319-nucleotide messenger RNA. The record is from the annotation of a GenBank genome assembly. NCBI's taxonomy places the organism in Eukaryota, Metazoa, Arthropoda, Arachnida, Sarcoptiformes, Oppiidae.
AAAUGUUAACUUCAUAGUUGUAUAAAAAUACUGUAAAGAAUAAUAACAAAUAGUAUACUUUAUAAAGUGUUGUAAAUUGAAUGAUGGCAUCGAAAAAGUUGGUAAUUAUAGACACCGACUGCGGUGUUGACGACGCGUUGGCCAUAAUGUUGGCCACGUAUUGCCACAAACACAAUAUGAUUGACAUAAUGGCCAUCACUUGUCAAUUCGGUAACACAUAUGUCGAUAAUGUGGUCAAAAAUGUUGGCUAUACUCUCAAUGCCACUAAUACUGAGGAAAUUAAGAUAUACAGGGGUUGUGAGGGACCAAUUGUUGGCAAAUGUUUUUUCGAUGAUUACUAUGGAAGCGAUGGUUUAGGCGGCUCUACUAAAGACAUGCCUCCCAUUGAUGUACACGUAGAGAGUGAACACGCGGUCAAUGCAUUGGUACGACUGGCCAGAGAGCACCCGAAGCAAAUCACCUUGAUCGCUUUGGGACCACUCACUAAUAUAGCGCUCGCAUAUAUGUUGGACAACAACUUCUUUGACAAUUUGAAGGACAUUGUGUUUAUGGGCGGAACCAUUGACUUCGGCGGUAAUAUCGGUCCUCUCAGAGAAUUUAAUAUAGCGGGUGAUGUGGAGGCCUGUCAUAUAGUGCUUUCCAACGCCAAGUGUCCCAUCAUUGGUGUACCACUGGAAUGCUGUGAUAGCAAUCGCUUAACCUGGUUGAUAAUUAUUGAUACCGAUUGCGGUGUCGACGACGCGGUGGCCAUAAUGUUGGCCACGUAUUGUCAGAAACAAAAUAUGAUCGAUAUUGUGGCCAUCACUUGUCAAUUUGGCGGUACAUAUGUUGAUAAUGUCUGCAAAAAUGUUUUCUAUACUCUUAAGGCCUGUGAUGUAGAGGGAAUUAAGAUAUACAGGGGCUGUGAGAAGCCUAUUGUUAGUAAACAUAUUUUCGAUGAUUACUAUGGAAGCGAUGGUUUGGGGGACUCGACUAAAGACAUGCCUCCCAUUUCAGUGCACACCGAGAGUGAACACGCGGCCAAUGCAUUGGUACGACUGGCCAGAGAGCACCCGAAGCAAAUCACCUUGAUCGCUUUGGGACCGCUCACUAAUAUAGCGCUCGCAUAUAUGUUGGACAACAACUUCUUUGACAAUUUGAAGGAUAUUGUGUUUAUGGGCGGAACCCUUGACUUCGGCGGUAAUAUCGGUCCUCUAAAAGAGUAUAAUAUAUUGUGUGAUCCCGAGGCCUGUCAUAUAAUGCUGUCCAACGCCAAGUGUCCCAUUAUUGGUAUACCAGUAGAAUGUUGUGAUAGCAAUCGCUUAACCUGGGUCAGAUAA